AUAUCAGACAAAAUGUUCAGUUAACGUAAAUCAAAGCGCAGUGAACUUGUCCAGAGAGCGCGCAGUUGUGUAUAUUGGAAUUAGAUAGUUGAAUUUGGAUACACGGGCUUCUACAAGAAAUGCCAGGUGGAGGCGGUGACAGUGUCAAGGUGGCUGUGCGCGUGCGACCAUUUAAUCAGAGGGAGAAAAAUGCAGGAUCAAAAUGUAUCGUUUCUAUGGACGGCAAGACUACCCGCCUCACCAACCCUGCCAAUGGCGAGGUCAAGUCGUUCGCAUUCGACCAAUCCUACUGGUCCCACGACAGCUUCACGGAAGACGAGGAGGGAAUAUAUGAGAGAGAGUCGCCUGAAUCAAGCUAUGCUGACCAGAGACGAGUAUUUGAAGACCUCGGCCAGGGGGUGCUGGACAACGCAUGGCAGGGUUACAACGCUGCCCUCUUUGCCUACGGGCAGACAGGUUCUGGGAAGAGCUACUCAAUGAUCGGCUACAACGCCAACAAGGGCAUCGUCCCCAUUACGUGUGGCGAGCUGUUCAAGGCUAUAGAUGACAAUGAAGACAACGACAAACAACUUAGGGUGUCAUUUAGUAUGUUGGAGAUUUACAACGAACAGGUGCGCGACCUUCUUGCCAAGGGGAAACAGCAGAUUGGCGGACUCAAAGUCAGACUGAAUCCCAAAAUUGGCUUCUAUGUGGAGGGACUCAAGCUAGUUCCAGUGAAGAACUACAAGCAGAUAGAGAAACUCAUGGAACAGGGCACGUACAACAGAACCACCGCCUCAACCAACAUGAACGCCACCAGCAGCAGGUCGCAUAUGGUUAUCACCAUCAAGUUUGAACAGGUAUUUCCAAAUGCAAUGGGUCAAAGUACGACAAAGAGCAGUGAAAUCAAUCUUGUAGACCUGGCGGGCAGCGAGAGAGCCAACUCCACGGGGGCAACGGGUGAUCGCCUGAAGGAAGGCUCAGCCAUAAACCAGAGCUUAUCGUCGCUUGGCAAUGUUAUCAGUGCCCUCGCUGACCAGGCCAUGGGCAAGAAGAAAGUCAUGGUCCCCUACAGAGAUUCCGUCCUGACCAAGUUGCUGCAGUCGGCGCUCGGGGGUAACAGCAGGACGAUUAUGAUCGCUGCACUCAGUCCAGCGGAUAUCAACUAUGACGAAACCUUGUCCACACUUCGAUAUGCAGAUAGAGCCAAGAAGAUCCAGAACAAAGCUGUUGUCAACGAGAGUCCCACCGACCGCCUCAUACGUGAACUGAAAGAAGAGAACGCCAAGCUUAUGGCCUUGUUGGGGGGCAAGGGGGCUAAACCUGGAGCGGACACGAACCUCCUGGAACAGCAGCUGCAGGAGAAUCAGCGGAAGAUGUCGGAAAUGCAGCAGUCAUGGGAUCACAGACUGGAGGCAGCCAGACGAGACUGGGAAAAGGAAUUCCUGAGGACUGACCGCAAUGAGUGGGAAAUAAAUCCCUAUCUCAUGAACGUGAAUGAAGACCCUCAGCUGACGGGCGUGGUGAAACACGCACUGGUUGAAGGCUCGAUGACAAUUGGUAAAUCCGGAGACCCCGAGAUCAAUAUAGCACUGAAAGGACUUGGAAUCCAGAAACGUCACGCGAUCGUUGAGAAUGACGGCGGGUCCGUGUGGGUUAGACCAUGUGUUGCCCAUGCACAAGUUAUCAUCAACGGGUCAAAGGUCAAACAAAAACAAGAACUACAUCACAUGGACAGAGUUAAACUGGGGUCAAGUAGCCUGUUCCUGUAUAUCGGCUUUCAAGAGAAUAGAUCAGACUUGGACCAAGUGAAGAAGUACAGCUUUGACUACUUCAUGACGGAAUUAGCCGAACAUGAAGGUAUUGCGGUUGAAUUACACACGCCACGUGACUUCGACACAGAGGAGGAUCACGUGACCACUGUAGUAUACCAAGAAUAUGUUGAUCUGAUGCCGGCUAUAGCAGAAGCAAACGCCAUUAGCGAAGAGCUGAAUAAGAAAUUAAAGUUCGAGCCAGAAGUAAAAAGCCAAUCUAGUCAUGACACCAAGGCCAAGGCAAAGGAGAAGGAGAUCAUAGUCCGAGUUACUAAUGUCCAGACGAAGAAAGUUUGGAUCUGGUCAAAAAGCAAGUUUCUCCACCGGAAGCUCAUCAUGAAUGGUCUGUACACGCAGUUUAUGGAACAGGGUGAAGUGACAGUCUCUGAGGAUCAGGAUCCUUUCUGGGACCCAGUCGAACCCAUCUUUCUGGGAAGUUGCCACGUGUGGCUGAAGAUGUUGGCCUACAGUGACGAGAUAGACGAACACUUCACACUACACAACUACCACGGGAAGGAAGAAGCUGUGGUGCACGUGCAGCUCCUGCCCUGCGACAAAGCUGGGGUCCCGCUACAGGGAGAAUCCAUGGUGUUCGAACCGGAGGAUCUUAAAGACAAAGCCUUCUAUUUUUUGCUGAAAGUGCCGACUUGCAUGAGUGUUCGAUGGACGAUGGAGGACGCGACGAGAGGGGUUAUGUGCAAACUGAGGUUCUUUGAGGAAAAGGAGCCGCUGUGUUCCCAGAAGGUGUGGGGAUCCACGAUGGCCAGCUUGAACUACCAGAAACACUUCUCCUACAUGAAGAUGCCGAUGUCCCUUCUUCAGUAUUUCCAGAGAGAGUCCCUAGUGGUGGAGCUGUGGGGAACACAGGGUGAAAAGGAGGUUCGGCAUACAAAUGGUAUUCAGGAAAAUGGAAACCAGAAUCAGCAUGUAACAGCCCUUACUAACAAACUGGAACAACUGAACACACAGCUUGAAGAGAUUGACGAUGAGAGGGCAACUUUAAAGAAGGAAAACUUUAAGCUGAGAACAGAGUUGGAGCGACAGAAACAGGCAGUGAAACUAGCCCGUGUUGGGAGAGGAAGCUUCAAUGAGCUCCCGGUGUCGCGAUCUACCUCCAGUGGCAGCAACUCGGGAGAUGUACCGAAGACACACGCGGUUGGCCUGGACGUGGAGCUCGCCAAGAGCAUCAAGACCUUCUUCCAGGACAUGCGGAGUGUACAACAGCAGAUCAAGGACAUGAAAACUGCAGUCACCACAGCCCAGUCCAGUAAUGUCCAGAACGGUAACCUGAAGGCAGCCUUGCAACAACAGAGCGAGAACCUUGUGAAAACUGAAGACCAGAUCAACGUGUGCCUCAAGAAUCUAAAACAAAGUGUCGUCAAUACCAUCAAAAAGUCCAAAGACUCUUCAUGACGACGCUAGUUCCAGGACAGUACCGAAAUCGCAUUACGUUAACCAUCGUGCAGUGUGCCUCCUUACAGUAUAGAUUUGCACUAACUGUUGAAUGUACAGUAGGAUUUGCCAUGUGUAGUGCAUCGCCAAGUAUUAACUUUCGAAGGGUGUAAGGUAUUAAUAGAAGGAAGAUAACGCCAAAAUUAGUAUCCAACUUUAAGCCCAUGGCCCUAAAUACGGAAAUAUUUUCCGUUUUUAAGCGUAUGAGCGUAAUCCCGCGCGGGCCUAAAUACGGGAGGUCCCGGUACGCAGCCCGGUAUGGUGUGCCGAUAUUGAGUUGCUCUCUUUAUGCCAGUUCCAGUUGGUAGCAUGUAUUGACUUAAACGUCAGUGCGGCGACUGUGACAAUGUAUACCUGUAUGAAUGUACAUGAGAGCGUGCGUGAGUGAGUGAGUGAGUGAGUGAGUGGGUGGGUGGGUGAGUGAGCGAGUGAGUGAGUGAGUGAGUGAGUGUGGUAUUAUGCCGCUUUUAGAAAUAUACCAGCACUAUCACGGCGGGUGGACACCUAUAAUACAUUGUACCGAUGUGACGAACCAACGCUUUAACAAUGUCAUUACAAUCAGAUUUUUUAGUCCGACACAAUAUUUCUGCGUGAAUAUCUGACACAUCCAUAGAACGUCACGUCAGGUGAACCCUGAGUCAACGCUGGUCGCUCAAUCUAAACGAAGGAUGGGUGGGACUUUUUGUCAUUGGUACCGAACAUUUAAAAGCCUAAACGCUGACUGGCUGAUCUCAGAUCUUCGUGCAGAGAGGUGUCGUAUCCUAGAAAUGAGAUUGACUCUUUAACUACUAGGCUACCCCUGCUCACUUGUAUGAAGGUUAAUAUUUAAUUGUUCAAUAUUAUUAUUUAUAUGUUUGACCAAAUGUCAUUUUUGGGUUUGGAUAAUAUCUGCUUUGGUUUAUAUUGACAUCAAAUGGCAAUAAAAACAAAUUGUGCAAUAAGAAA
Messenger RNA from Haliotis rufescens (red abalone), 4190 nucleotides. Its product is annotated as kinesin-like protein KIF28P. Gene Ontology annotation, cellular component: kinesin complex; microtubule. Gene Ontology annotation, biological process: cytoskeleton-dependent intracellular transport; microtubule-based movement. Lineage: Eukaryota; Metazoa; Mollusca; Gastropoda; Lepetellida; Haliotidae. The record is from RefSeq and is a predicted model, not a curated record. Gene Ontology annotation, molecular function: microtubule binding; ATP hydrolysis activity; ATP binding. The transcript has 23 exons. The coding region runs from base 120 to 3206 and encodes 1028 amino acids.